AUGGGUCAGAUGCCGAAUCUGAAUUGGAGGGUGAAAAUGCGCCAAAGCACCGGCGUGUUCGGCAUGGGUGGUGCCCUGGAGCUUGUGGACGUGCCGAAGGAGACUGGUCGAGAACGCGAUCGCAUGAAGGAGGUUAUCACGAAUAAACCUUUGAUGCUGUUCGAUCUAGCGGAAACCUUACUAUAUCAGUCGAUGAUUCCCUCGAGCAGGUUGCGUUGCUUUGAACUGUUCAUUACCAAGUCUGAUGUCUCCCAUGCGGGUAGACUGGCCGAUUUCAUGGCGGACAUCGCCGACUCCGGCUUCGAAGAAAAGCUUCGGAUCUUAGCAUCGCUUGCCGUCAAGAUCAGGUUGGAUGGAUUUGGAAUAAGCACUUUGCAAAGCUUUCAGCCUGAGAUGCAAUUUGCAAUCAACGUCCUUCUCCCAAAUCGUAGACAUAAAAGUAACUACGGCCCCGAUCCACGAGAGGUGGGAAUAACCACUGAACAAGCUCAGCAGAGAAUCACCAACUCCACAUAUUGCGGAAUUCGCUAG
Molecule: messenger RNA, 531 nt
Organism: Aspergillus vadensis CBS 113365
Lineage: Eukaryota; Fungi; Ascomycota; Eurotiomycetes; Eurotiales; Aspergillaceae
Exons: 3
Coding region: 1-531 (176 amino acids)
Source: RefSeq, a predicted model, not a curated record